AUGCAUUAUUCUCCUCUUUGUUCCUUGAUUAUCAAGAUCACACUCGUGCUCUUGACCUUAUUUCCCAUCGCCCACGCGCAAACAAGCUCAGCUGCACCAGAGACUUCUGGACCACCACGUCCAAUCGACACUGCAUUUGAUGUUCAGCCAGCUUCUGUUCUUGGUGGGUGUAGCGAAGAUCGAAAGAACGACCUCUCCAUAGCCUUUGACGGAAUGAUCCAAAUGAAGAACCUGAUCUCGAUUGCCGCAGGUGACAUGUCGAGAAAUGCCGAGUUGCCUGCGACUGGCUGGAUGUUCAAUUACCUCUUUGCUAUACCAUCGACGCAAGAAAAUCUCGAUUACGGCGAUGACCGGGUCGAUCUUCAAGUAGAUAACUUGCGCAAAAUUUGGAACCUCAUGGACAUGAUUGGCCAGCAUAGUGAGGGUCGGAUCUUUCAGGAUGCUCAGGGGAUUCCGAGGAGGACAAGGAUCUAUUGUGGCCAUGAGUGGAUCAAAGCAUCAGAAUACGUGAUUGACCCUUCAACAAACUCAGAAGUCCGACCGCGACGGAAAAUGAAAGGAGGAGGUAAAUUAUCCUAUCUUGGAUAUCCUGCGUGCCUUAUCAUGAUUUGGCUAAUGCGUCAAUGCCUUCAGAACAUUGGUAUGACAGGGUAA
Molecule: messenger RNA, 654 nt
Organism: Cadophora gregata
Lineage: Eukaryota; Fungi; Ascomycota; Leotiomycetes; Helotiales; Ploettnerulaceae
Exons: 2
Coding region: 1-654 (217 amino acids)
Source: RefSeq, a predicted model, not a curated record